ACAAUUGAUUGUGCUACCUUGAUGCAUUCUGCUCGCUUCCAACGGAGUUAUUUUACGCGUGAAUUGCCUUAUAUUCGCAGACCUUUUCGUUGCAGUCCUCAUUUUGUACCCGGUGACAAAAGUUUUAUUUCAACAAUAUGAAGGUAGUGCACCUGUUCUUCUUCUCUAUUGGUCGAAGCAUGACUACAGUACCCACGAAACCCUGCGCUCAGCCUCUCGCUCACUCUGUGCUCUGCGCCAGUCUGUUCAGGGAACCAGUUCGCUUGGCCUUUUUUCUGCCUUCUCACUGUUGCCUGGUGUCAACCUACACCCAGUAGACAUAUCCCUCCCUCUUCAACGACUGCUUCCAAUUUGCCUUCACUUUUCUUAUCACAAGGACUAUUGGCUUUUUGCGCUGCCAGUCAGGCGCCUCUACCGUAGCUGGAGUUUAGUAGCAACAGCUCGGAAACAUCUGGCUGCCGCAGCCCUUCUCUGUCCGCUCGCUCGGUCCGUCUUUCCUGCCACUGCAGGUUGUUAUGGACAUUUGUUGAAAGUCAAUCUAGUUAUUUUUCAGCCUCAAUAGGAUUUUACGAAGGACGCAGGAAGACAUUGGAGCUUGUUGUCUGUUAUGAAGACAUCAUGGAGUUCCCAGACCACAGCAGACAUUUGCUACAGUGUCUGAGUGAGCAGAGGCAUCAGGGUUUCCUUUGUGAUUCCACUGUGCUGGUCGGCGAUGCCCAGUUCCGGGCCCAUCGAGCAGUGCUGGCUUCAUGCAGCAUGUACUUCCAUCUCUUUUACAAGGACCAGCUGGACAAAAGGGACAUUGUUCAUCUGAACAGCGACAUUGUUACAGCCCCAGCGUUUGCUCUCCUGCUGGAGUUCAUGUACGAGGGGAAGCUCCAGUUCAAAGCCCUGCCCGUGGAGGAUGUGCUGGCUGCUGCCAGCUUCCUCCACAUGUACCACAUUGUCAAGGUCUGCAAGAAGAAGCUGAAGCACAAAGCCACUGCGGAGGCAGACAGCACCAAGAAGGAGGAGGACGCUUCCAGCUGCUCUGACAAACUAGAGAGCUUCUCCGAGGGCAGCAUGGGCCAACCAGCCACAGCUGACCUAUUGCCCAGUGACGAUGAGGACCUGGAGUCCAAGCAGGACCCCAGUAGCCUGUGGAUAAGGCUACCCACUGACCGGGCAGGCACCCCGGCCACUGCCACCAGCCCAGGGGAAGAUGACGCCCAUGGCAGUCCCCCCAAGCUGCAAUCCCCAACUGGCAGCCCCAGCAGCUCUAUAGGCUCCCUGUCCCGGAGGUCUGUGGGCUCCCGUAGAGUGUCGUCGGAUGCAGACUGUGUCCUGGACCUGUCUGUGAAGUCCAGCCUGACUGGGCCCAGCGAGGCCUUGUCCAAUAACCCUUACUUCUGUGGUGUGGUGAUGCCAGAUAGCCUGCAGGGCACCCUGGUCCAGGUGAAGCAGGAGAAGAACACGGGCUCAGACCAUGAGGACCUGGUGAGUGGUGACUACGAGAUGGACCACAGCGGGCCCAAAGCCACCCCUCCCAGAACCAACGGAGGUCUGAACCACCACUUGGUCAGCAGCCAUGCUCACAGACGCCUGGAGGCCCACCUGUCAGCACUGCGUGAUGCCACCCUGGCCAGUGAACUGGAGCGUGACGACAAGGUCAGCAAUAAUGACAUGCUGGGCGGAGAGAGUGAAAGGGCCCAGGUUGAGACGGCCAGCAUCGACAGCACCCUGCUGCCCUACGUGUCCAAUAUGCUGAACGCCCCUCACACUCAGAUCUUCAUGUGCCCGCUGUGCAACAAGGUGUUUCCCAGUCCGCACAUCCUCCAGAUCCACCUCAGCACACACUUUCGCGAGCAGGAAGGCGUGCGCGCCAAGCCCGCCAGCGACAUCAACGUGCCCACCUGCUCCAUCUGCGGCAAGACGUUCUCCUGCAUGUACACCCUGAAGCGCCACGAGCGGACUCACUCUGGAGAGAAGCCAUACACAUGCACCACGUGCGGUAAGAGCUUCCAGUACUCUCACAACCUGAGCCGGCACGCUGUGGUGCACACCCGAGAGAAGCCGCACGCCUGCAAGUGGUGCGAGCGGCGCUUCACCCAGUCUGGGGACCUGUACCGCCACAUCCGCAAGUUCCACUGCGAACUGGUCAACUCGCUCUCUGUCAAGAGUGAAGGCCUCAACCUACCCACCCUCCACAGGGACUGGACCAUAGAGGAUAGUUCUCAAGAACUGUGGAAGUGAAGCCUGCUGAAAUAAUCAGGACUCCUUUGUUUUUAAGCUAAAUGAGUGAGGUGUCAGUGAAGGUUGGGCAGAGAGGUAAGGGAGUUGGAGCACGGGUUGUGGGUAGGAGAGGGGUCUGAUUUAGUCAUGUUUCUUGUACGUACAUUACAACAUCUGGUUAAAUGGCACUUUAAUAGAACAUGAAGAUGUUACUACUGUUUUCAGUUCCAGUCCUUUGUUCUGUUCUAAUCUUUUAUUUGUUCAGAUUUAGUUCAAUAUAAAAAAACAUGGGCGCUGGAAUCAACAGCCAGUUGUCAUCUUCUUGUGUAUAGAUACACUCCUUAAUCUAAGGCACACCUUCAACAACAACCAUAUGAAGUGUUCAGGUAACACACUGACGUUGAAGAUUAUUAGAAUACACUAAACGGGUACUGCUCAUCAAUUUAUACCAGUACACAUAUGUGUGUGUGUAUUAAUAUGUGUGUAUAUAGUGCACUAUAUUUUUAUUAUCAAAUUUCAUUGGUGUGUGUGUGCGUUUGCGUGUGUGUGUGUGUGUGUGUGUGUUUAAGGAAACUGGGAAGAGGUCUGCUCUAACAAGCUUCUGCUCCUUAAGCUCUUGACUGAUGAAAGACAUAUGGCACUCGUGCAAUGUACAGCUUCCUUUUUCACAUGAAUUCAAGUAUUUUCUAAAAUUCUUUAUGAAUGAUUAUUAUACAAUUUCUUAAAUCUAUCUGCUGCCUUUAAACAUCCCUUUAUUUUCAUUUGGCUGUAUCCUAUAGGUUUCUGUAGUCAUUAUGGAUUUAUUUUUGGAAAAUGGGAUCUGAUAUUGCAUGAAGUCCAACCUGUAUAUUUAAAAUGUGAAUUACUGUAUAACUGUACACUGUAAUUGAGCAAAUAUAGAACAGACUAUGUGAAUAUCCACGGGUGCAGUCGGUUAAGAAACACGGAAUAUUCCAGUUAUGGAAAAUGCAUGAAUAUGAUUUAUCUUACAUUUUCUUGUUGUUUUUUUUUUUUUUUUUUUU
Oncorhynchus keta (chum salmon) is the source of this 3233-nucleotide messenger RNA. Its product is annotated as zinc finger and BTB domain-containing protein 18-like. Bases 619 to 2232 code for a protein of 537 amino acids. Gene Ontology annotation, cellular component: nucleus. Gene Ontology annotation, biological process: regulation of transcription by RNA polymerase II. Lineage: Eukaryota; Metazoa; Chordata; Actinopteri; Salmoniformes; Salmonidae. The record is from RefSeq and is a predicted model, not a curated record. The transcript is spliced from 2 exons. Gene Ontology annotation, molecular function: protein binding; DNA-binding transcription factor activity, RNA polymerase II-specific; RNA polymerase II cis-regulatory region sequence-specific DNA binding.